This is a messenger RNA of Linum tenue, 552 nucleotides long. The record is from the annotation of a GenBank genome assembly. NCBI's taxonomy places the organism in Eukaryota, Viridiplantae, Streptophyta, Magnoliopsida, Malpighiales, Linaceae.
AUGGUAAAUGCCACCAAGACAAGUCAUGAGAUUGCUUGGAAACCUUCUAGAGAGGGAUGGAUUCAGGUCCAAUCAGAUGGAUCUGUCCUUCAACCUUCUGGAAGUGCUGCUGCAGGUGGGCUGCUGAGAGAUCACCUUGGAAGAUGUAUGGGGGCGUUUACUUGCAAUCUCGGGAAGUGUUCUAUCACCAGGGCGGAGCUGAAGGGUGCAGCAGAGGGUCUGGAACUUGCUUGGAAGCUUGGCUACAGAAAUGCUGAGCUGAAUGUGGACUCUAGAACAGCGUUGGAUAUCAUCAAAAACAGAGAUCAUACUGAUCACUGUCACGGGCUGCUUGCAAAGCAGUUUAGUAGCUUACUUUUGAGGGAGUGGACUGUUGAAUUCAAUCAUGUUUAUCGUGAAUGUAAUUUUGCAGCUGACUUCUUAGCUACUAAGGGUCAUUGUUCUCCUUUUGGCACACAUCUAUUCGAUGUGAGCGACCCGAACUUCUGUUAUUGGUUGUACCACGAUUCUAUGGGAAUUUCCAGGAAUCGUUUGAUUAAUGAUAUGAUAUAG